Ictidomys tridecemlineatus (thirteen-lined ground squirrel) is the source of this 928-nucleotide messenger RNA. RefSeq names its product putative vomeronasal receptor-like protein 4. Gene Ontology annotation, biological process: G protein-coupled receptor signaling pathway. Lineage: Eukaryota; Metazoa; Chordata; Mammalia; Rodentia; Sciuridae. Gene Ontology annotation, cellular component: membrane. Gene Ontology annotation, molecular function: pheromone receptor activity. The record is from RefSeq and is a predicted model, not a curated record.
CUAUAUCUAAGUUUUUCUGCCUAUGAAGUAAGAAAUGGUUUUGCCUCUUGUCAAGGGAAUAAUGUUCAUGUUUCUAACAGGACUUGGAGUUGUGGGGAACACCUUUGUUCUUGUGAACAAUAUGAGCUUGUUUAGAGGCACUAUGAAAUCUAUCCACCUCAUUCUCAUUAAUCUGUCUUUUGCAAAUAUCAUAACACUUCUAACAGGAGUAAUGCCCAGGACAAUAUCCAGUUUGGGGUUGAGAAACUUUAUAGAUGAUAUAACCUGUAAGACUGUGGUUUACUUGCAGAGGGUGGCCCGGGGCCUGUCCAUCUGCACCACCAGUCUCCUCACAGUGGUCCAAGCCAUCACCAUCAGUCCCAGAGCCUCCAGGUGGAGGAGGCUGCAGCCCAGGUCAUCAUGUGACCUGCUUCCCUUGUUGAUCUUCUUUUGGUUACUGAAUUCCUUGAUAAGUAUGAACUUACCAUUUUACAUCAAAAAUAUCAGCAGCAUGAACACAUCACAAAUUAAUUCCAGUGACAACUAUUGCUAUUUGCAAUCACAGCAUUGGAUAAUUAGAUGGAUUUUUAUUGUUUUCCUGGUCUCAAGGGACGCUGUGUUCCAGGGUGUCAUGGGCUGGGCCAGUGGCUACAUGGUCUUCCUCCUCCACAAGCACCACCAGCACGUUCUCCACCUUCAGACCUCCAAGCUGCUCUACAGAACCCCCCCUGAGGUGAAGGCUGCAAAGAGUGUUCUCCUUCUGAUGCUUUGUUUUCUCUUGUUUUAUUGGGCAGACUGUUUUAUGGCUUUAUAUGUAACUUUUUUUUUUGAAAAGUAUUUCAUAGAAGUAAUUGUUCUACAACUUGUGGAGCUUGGAUAUGCAAUCCUGAGUCCAGUAGUGCUCAUUCACAGAGAGGGACACCUGGCUGGAUGUUGGUGUGGUCACUGA